ACCAAUCCUCCAGGUGACUUCCAGCCAUGAAGACUCUUAUCCUCCUCUCUGCUCUUGUCCUGCUGGCCUUGCAGGUCCAGGCUGAUCCCAUUCAAGAGGCAGAGGAAGAGACUAAAACUGAGGAGCAGCCAGCAGAUGAGGACCAGGAUGUGUCUGUCUCCUUUGAAGGCCCAGAAGCCUCUGCUGUUCAAGAUUUACGCGUAAGAAGGACCUUGCAGUGCAGUUGCAGAAGAGUCUGCAGAAAUACGUGUAGCUGCAUUCGGCUAUCAAGGUCCACAUAUGCAUCAUAAAUUCUGCUGCAGCUGAACAUGGACCCCAAGGAUGAGAUAACCACAUGCCCUGGGGCCUCACAGUCGGUCAUUACCCUUGUGCUUGGCCUCGACUGUUUUUCCUUCUCCAAUAAACUCCUUGCAGAUAA
Rattus norvegicus (Norway rat) is the source of this 418-nucleotide messenger RNA. It is a transcript of the gene Defal1, whose product is annotated as defensin alpha-like 1. Bases 27 to 290 code for a protein of 87 amino acids. NCBI's taxonomy places the organism in Eukaryota, Metazoa, Chordata, Mammalia, Rodentia, Muridae. Gene Ontology annotation, biological process: defense response to bacterium; defense response. The transcript has 2 exons. Gene Ontology annotation, cellular component: extracellular region. The record is from RefSeq and is marked validated.